AAAGCGGAGCAGAGGCCCGAGAGGCAUCGCCCUAGAUAACGGUAGAAUUGUGCACUGUCCGCGGGUUUGUCUCACGCGUAUAAUCGGACUGCGACAAGUUUUUAGUGAUUAAAUAGUUUAAAAAAGUAAUGAAACAGGUAGUCCCCUAAACACAAUAACCAUAAAAUUAUUGUGAAACAUUCUGGGCACCAGGAACAAGCACAUCGGGUGGAUUUCAAUUCGUCAGCGUGGUGGGCUUGUGCGGAAAUUCGAUGAAUUGAAAAUUAUUAAUACAAGUUUUUAAAAUAAACGGGCGAUACGAUACGACCGACGGGGAACGGCCCCCCGUGCACGGCGUCUGUGGUUUUUUUUCUCACUUCGGAAUUACAAAAAACAACUGCCAAAGAACGAAAAAGGAGCAUUUACACCGGGAGUCAUCAGCAAAAAAACAGGAAUAAACGAAACACGACGGCAGGAGCAAGAAAGAGAGAGAGAGAGGGGGAAAACGAAGAAUUCGUUGGGAUUCAUGUGUAUGCAGAGUGAAGCCGAUGACCCUAUGGCGGUGGAGUGACGAGCUGGACACGGGAAGCAGCUAAUUGCCGGAAAACUAUUGGAAUUAUCUGGGGGACAAAUUGUUGAAUUGAAAUAAUUCUACCGAUAAAUAAUUAAGGAUAAUUCAAACAAUUUUUGUGGGGAAUUGUUUUUUGUCUUUAUUUAUUCAUCCACGAUAUCGCAAGAACAACGACAACGGAGCAUCGACGUAAGGGGUGCAGCUCGAAACGAAAGGAGGACAAGACGCGGCGGAUUCGGUGACCCCUCGGCUGUGACAAGGAAUAGAUAGUCUAGGGACUGAAUAACAAUGCGUGAAUAUAAGAUAGUUGUCUUGGGUAGUGGUGGUGUUGGCAAAUCAGCCCUCACUGUCCAGUUUGUUCAGGGUAUAUUUGUUGAAAAAUAUGACCCAACGAUUGAGGACAGUUAUCGAAAGCAGGUUGAGGUUGAUGGACAACAAUGUAUGCUGGAGAUCUUGGACACAGCCGGCACGGAACAAUUCACAGCCAUGAGGGAUUUAUACAUGAAGAAUGGCCAGGGUUUCGUUCUAGUUUAUUCAAUAACAGCCCAAUCGACGUUUAACGAUCUACAAGACCUCAGGGAACAAAUAUUACGGGUAAAGGACACGGACGAUGUUCCAAUGGUACUGGUCGGCAACAAGUGUGACUUGGAGGACGAGAGGGUAGUGGGAAAAGAUCAGGGCGUUAACCUUGCCCGACUAUUCAGCUGCGCCUUUAUGGAGACCUCUGCCAAAGCUAAAAUUAAUGUUUAUGACGUCUUCUACGACCUCGUGCGACAAAUCAAUAAAAAAUCCCCGGAAAAGAAGAUGAAACAAAAAAAGAAAUCGUUGUGCCUACUUCUGUAAGGUAGAAGCGGCCUUGGCCGCAAACCACCCGCGUGACAACCAACAUUAAAACGAGGAAAAAAAAAGAAA
This is a messenger RNA of Diachasmimorpha longicaudata, 1462 nucleotides long. RefSeq names its product ras-related protein Rap1 (gene Rap1). Gene Ontology annotation, cellular component: plasma membrane. Bases 839 to 1393 code for a protein of 184 amino acids. Gene Ontology annotation, biological process: cellular response to cAMP; negative regulation of synaptic vesicle exocytosis; Rap protein signal transduction. The record is from RefSeq and is a predicted model, not a curated record. Lineage: Eukaryota; Metazoa; Arthropoda; Insecta; Hymenoptera; Braconidae. The transcript is spliced from 5 exons. Gene Ontology annotation, molecular function: GTPase activity; GTP binding; GDP binding.